This is a messenger RNA of Linepithema humile (Argentine ant), 1574 nucleotides long. It is a transcript of the gene mRpS5, whose product is annotated as mitochondrial ribosomal protein S5. NCBI's taxonomy places the organism in Eukaryota, Metazoa, Arthropoda, Insecta, Hymenoptera, Formicidae. Gene Ontology annotation, molecular function: RNA binding; structural constituent of ribosome. Gene Ontology annotation, cellular component: ribosome. Gene Ontology annotation, biological process: translation. The record is from RefSeq and is a predicted model, not a curated record.
UAAGUAACUGUUCACAACUGUUUUGAACUGUUUUAAGGUGACUGAUAAUUGGAUAAUGUUAUGAUCAGUUGUGAUCUUUGAUUGCAAAUGAAUUAAUUCGCAACUUUGGUCGCCCAAAAAAUUGCGAAGGUUUAAAAAGAUUUAAAAAUGACUUUUCGAAUUUUACAUAUGUGUACAAUAGUGAAGAAUUCACUAAAAAGUAAUCAAUCUUUAAGAAAUGGUAUUUAUGAUUCAUUAUGUACCAGGUAUUCAUAUCUGUUAAAAACACAUGUUCCUUUACAAUGUGAUGUGAAAAAUGCAACAUUUUUCGUGAACAAAUCUGGAGAUGAAUUGUGGAAAGGUGUGACAAGUGUCAGUAAUGCAGGUAGGCGUAGAGGCAGAGCGAAAGGUUUAGCCAGAAAAAGAGAUUUAAACAGGGGUCAGCUUCUUGGUGUUGGAAAGAUUCCCAUACAAUUUCCUGGUUUAAAUACUUCUGUAUUUAGAGGAAAGGAAUUAGUUCAACAGCAGAAGUUACCUGUAGACCCUGAAAGAGAAGAGAAACUCGCAAAACUAAGACAAACUCAAGUCGGACGAAGGCGGAAUAAACUAUCACCUUUGGAACGUGGUUGGACAGGUGCACAAAUGGGUGGCAGAAAACUUGGACCACCUGAUCCUGUUGGAGAAGAUCAUUUCGAUGGCUUUGAGAGUUGGAUUUUGGAAUCUAAAAUAAUAAGUUGCAUGACUGGCACUUUAGGACGCAAGAGCAGAUUUAGUUUAUUUGUUAUAACAGGAAAUGGAAAUGGACUAGCAGGAUUUGCAGUAGCAAAAGCACCUACAGCUAAAGCAGCUUCAAUCACAGCUAAGAAUAGAGCUGGCCAAAAACUAAUGUUUAUCCCUAGAUAUAAGGAGCAUACUGUACUUCACGAUUUCUUUACGCAGUUUGGACGUACAAAGAUAUUUGUGACGAAAAUGCAUGAAGGUUAUGGGCUUGUUUGUCAUCGUGCAAUAAAAGCAUGUUGUGAGGCAAUUGGCAUAAAGGAUAUAUAUGCCAAAGUAGAAGGGUCUAAGAAUUUGCAGAAUAUUAUUAAAGCCUUUUUUAUUGGUCUAUUGCGACAGAAAUCAUACCAACAACUAGCGGACGAGAAGCGGUUACACUUAGUCGAAUUUAGGUCGGAAAAUGGAAACUAUCCGGAAGUAAUUGCAUCGCCGUUGAAAGUCAGAAAGGCAGAAGAAGUGCAGUCUCAUGAAAUUCGCAAUUUUACGCAAUACGUGAUGGGUGGCAAAGUAGUACUACGAAAAAAGAAAUAUCCGCCGUUCUUUACUAAACUUCCAUCUUGGAAAGUAAAGUUGAGAAAACUAGAACGAUUAAGACACGGUGAUGAUACAAGGAUGAAAUUAAUAGCAGAAUAUGGAGCGCUUCAUAGUUUUCUCACUGAGAAAUACCCAGAAGCAAAGCUAAAGCUUCCAAAGUGGAAGAAGAAACGUGAAAGUGAUGAAACAGAAAUGGAAUAAAAUACCAUUGUUAUGCUCUAAUAUAUAAGUGUAUUCAAGAAAAAGUUUGUAUAGCUAGAAUAUUACAUUUUUGAAGUUAAACA